AUGACAACGAGACCUACCCACACAUCACUAACAACGGCUUCGAUAUUUGCCAACACCCACAAGACAUCCAAUGCAGACCAUUGUGACGUGAACAAUGGUUUACUAUGCGCUGGAGAUCAACAAACAGUUCACCCAGUAUGUGAAGAUUACGAGAUCAGGGUUCAAUGUUGUUCUGGAUCUGAAGGCGCCCAUUCUCCACCUGAAGUUCCCGUAGAUAUUGGUGGCGGUUCACAAAGCCAGAGCCAAACUCAGACUCAGACUGAAGGUGACAAAGAAGUUCAAGCCAUUGCUGAACAAGUUCAAUCCAUCAUUGAAGGAAUUGAACAAGGUGGAUCAUCCCAUGGUGGGAGCUCUUCAAGCGGGUCCGCUUCAAGUGGGCAACAACAGUCUCAAUCACAGACACAAGUACAAGACCAAGGAGUACAACAGCAACACCAAGAACAACAUCAGGUUCAAGGUGGUGGAGUACAAGUACAACAUCAAGAACAACACCAAAGUCAAGGCCAAAGUGGACAAGUACAACAUCAAGAACAACACCAAGUACAAGGCACAGUGAAUCGCUUCUUAGGAAAUCUUGAGACCGCUGAAAACAAUGAACAACAAAUUGAUGACAACUUCAACAAUCUGUUGAACCAAAUCAACUCCGGUGAAUGGAAAAACAACUUUGAUGUCCAGCAACAAAUCCAAAACCAAAUACAAACACUUGACCAACAAGUUCAACAGCAAUCCAGUGUUCAACACCAAGCACAAGUCAGCGCUCAAAAGGGGUUGGAAAAAGUUUCUAAUUUGAUCAACUCUGCAGAGCAAGCCACAGGUGGUCAAGUUCCCAGGGUUCUUGGCGGGAAGGAGCAUGCUGUAGUGGAAGAACUGAGUGAACAGAAAGCUGAAGACGUGAAGAAUGAACAAGCUAUUCAAGCUCAGAUUAAGGACACCAUCCAUCAAUUAUCGAGUGCUAAAGUAGAAGGAGACAGCCAACUACAACAACUUGUUCAUAAAACUAUCAGUGAUUUGAAUCAACUUGACAACAACCAGAAUGACCUGCUCAAACAAGAGCAACAUCAGCUGCAAACUUUGCUUAACUUCGAUGACACCGAAGACUUACAGAGCGUUGUGCGAAACAUUCAGUCACAAAGCCAAUCUCUAAGCUCUGAUGAUUUGGCCAAAGAGAUGAAUGAUUUGAUCAACUAA
Molecule: messenger RNA, 1188 nt
Organism: Ciona intestinalis (vase tunicate)
Lineage: Eukaryota; Metazoa; Chordata; Ascidiacea; Phlebobranchia; Cionidae
Source: RefSeq, a predicted model, not a curated record